This is a messenger RNA of Megalops cyprinoides (Indo-Pacific tarpon), 1052 nucleotides long. It is a transcript of the gene caly, whose product is annotated as calcyon neuron-specific vesicular protein. Lineage: Eukaryota; Metazoa; Chordata; Actinopteri; Elopiformes; Megalopidae. Gene Ontology annotation, biological process: clathrin coat assembly; endosomal transport; G protein-coupled dopamine receptor signaling pathway. Gene Ontology annotation, cellular component: membrane; endosome. The record is from RefSeq and is a predicted model, not a curated record. Gene Ontology annotation, molecular function: clathrin light chain binding. The transcript is spliced from 5 exons. The coding region runs from base 144 to 710 and encodes 188 amino acids.
CUUCUGCAAGUCUACAACUGAAGAACACACAUCACCACGGUAACUAUCCUUGGCCAGUCUGAUCCUGUGCUUUUCCCUCAAGAGCAUCUGAGACGCGUCUGUGCCACCAUUAUCACCAGCAAACAUUUGCCUGUGAGGUAGACAUGGUGAAGUUGGGCAGUAAUCUGGUGGAGAAAUCGGAGAAGGAGCCGACUGCGGAAGAUGGCUUUGAUAACAUCCCGCUGAUCUCACCACUGGAUGUGAGUCAGCUCCAGCAGCCAUUUCCAGACAAGGUAAUCGUGAAAACAACAACGGAAUACCAGCUGCAGCAGAAGAAGAAGAAAAAAUUGUAUGUGCCAGGCAUCAAGAAGCUGAACAUAAACCUCUACGAUGAGGUGUCCGAAAAAGUCAAGCUCACUGGCCUGAUCCUCAUUACCAUGGCAUUCCUGGCCUGCCUGCUCCUCUUGGUCAUGUACAAAGCUCUGUGGUACGACCAGCUCAGCUGCCCCGAGGGCUUCGUUUUCAAGCACAAGCACUGCACCCCUGCAGCUCUUGAGAUGUACUACUCGGAGCAAGAGACGGGCUCGCGGGGGAGCCUCUACACCGCCAUCAGCCACUUAAACCAAGCCAAGAAAACCAUCCCCGAGCUGCCGUCGCCAUGGUUACCAGUCAUCAAUGCUCUGAAGGAGGCCGAGAAAGCGAAAGAGGAGGGCAGCCACCCCCAGCAAUAGGGCGCGUGUGAGCCAACCGUGUGCCCAUGUAAUUACAGCAAUGCUCAUAUCAGCAGUUGAUUAAACCUACUGAAGUGUCACAGUUGAGAAAAAAACAAACACAAAAAUCAGUAUAGUUUAGGAAUGUGCCUGAUUCAUGCUUUUCCCCCAAUUUUGAAGCUCAGCACGAAGGAGAAAGCUCCUCUGUGGAUUUGUAUGCAUGUGUACAGUAUGUGACGUGGAGGGGAGUAACCGUGAAGUGGGGACAGAGGCUUGGGUUUGUGCACAGGAGCAUAUGACAAGGAGACAUUAUUCCCACACCAGCUAGCUUUCCAUCAGGAGUCCAGAGAGGCAUCCAUAUUA